Messenger RNA from Metopolophium dirhodum (rose-grain aphid), 689 nucleotides. RefSeq lists its product as uncharacterized. NCBI's taxonomy places the organism in Eukaryota, Metazoa, Arthropoda, Insecta, Hemiptera, Aphididae. The record is from RefSeq and is a predicted model, not a curated record. Bases 276 to 689 code for a protein of 137 amino acids. The transcript has 3 exons.
GUUAAUUAUUAAAAUUAUGGGGGAUAACUCCUCUUCUGUCAGAUCGCCCGAGUUCACUAGUUGUAAUCAGUUUUGGGAAUAGAUAACUAAAAAAUUAUCUAGAUAAGAUAAGAUAAUUUUAACAAAAUAUUAUCUAGAUAAAAAUGGGUAAUAUACGAUUCCGAACGGAACGAUUGCGAACGGACCUUUUCCGGUAACACGAUUGCGAACGUUUUUACCUGCCUUUAAUCGUGCGGUGUUGUCAGAUUUGGUGUUAGUCAAUAACAAAUUUUUAAAUGCCCGAAUGCCUCAGCCUUGAAGAAGGUCAUGUAUUUACAGACUAUUUAGUAUCGACAUAUAUUCCACCUGAUGCAUUAUUUCCAUCAUAUCUUUGGGCACAAGAACCUUCAGUAAAUCCAAGAACUAACAAUGGCCCAGAGAGCUUUCAUAGGACGUACAAUGGUCAGUUUUAUAGCCCCCAUCCUCCAACACACGUCGUGAUAUCAGUUUUAAAAGAAACACAAGCUCAAAAUUUGACAAUAAUAAAUUCAAUUAAAAACAACGUAUAUAAUCCGAUGGCCAAAAAAGAUAAAUCUAAAAUUGAAUUAACAUUACAAAAUAAUAAUGAUUAUAAAAUACACAAGGAUCUAAUUUUAUAUUUAAGAAAAACUGGAAAUUCCUACCAGGGAAAAAAUUUAAAAAACUUUUAA